AUGCCUCUGGGGGGAGGCUGCCGCUGCCCCCCGGCCUGGCUGCUGCUGCUGUGCCAGGGGCUGCUGGCUGCAGGUGGCCGAGCCGCAGGGCACCAGGGGUGCCAGGAACAAGCUGUGGCUGCCCCUGGAGCUCUGCGGCUGCUGCCCAAGGAGCCUCGGGAGCCGUGGCAGGAGCUUGCGUGGAAGCUGAAUCUGGACAAGGAACGGCAGCAGCGGAUCCUGGAGGUCCGGAACGGAACUGCCACCUCCUUCCCGAGUCCCUUCGCCGGCAGAGUCACUUUCCAGUGGCCAGAGCCCUCCCUGCAGCUCAGCCCCACCAGCGCAGCCGACUCCGGGCUCUACCUGGUGGAGUUCGGGCACCCUUCAGGGGCUGUCACCACCUUCUGCUUCCAGGUGGUGGUGUGGGAGCCUCUCCCCCAGCCCCUGCUGGAGACCCACAUCGUGCACCGGGAGCAGGGCUGCUGCAACCUCUCCCUGCUCUGCAGCCUGCCUGCUGCCGGCAGCAUCUCCUACAGCUGGUCCUGCCCCGGGGCUGCCCUGGCUGGGAACCAAUCCUGGCUGCACCUGGAGGUCCAGGAAGGUGCUGAGGCCGUCCUGUGCCACUGCAAUGCCAGCAACCCUGUGAGCUGGGUGGUGGCCAGCACUGAUGUCUCAGCUGCCUGCCAAGCUGCAGCCUCAGGGCGCUGGUGGAUGCUGGCUGUGCCCCUGGCUCUGCUGCUGGCCAUCUCCAUAGCCCUUGGAGCCUUCUGCUGCCGGAGGAGGAAGCCACAGAAGGACCUCCCAGAAGGGCACGACGAGCAGAUGCUGACUGUCUACGAGGAGGUAGGCAAAGCCCGAGCCAGCCAAGCCCUGAACGGCAGCAGCCAGAGCCCCGCGGCAGGCAGCACCAUCUACGCCCUGGUCUCCACCAAGGCACAGCAGGACCCCAACCGACCUCAGGACCCCCAGAGCUCCACCAUCUAUGCCACAGUUCAGGCCACCAGGAAGUCUCCUUCCCUGAGGAGGAAGAGGCUGAACCCAGCUUUGGUCUCCACUGCCUACACAGAGGUACUGGGCAUGGGGACCCUUCGCUCCCUGCCCGGGAGCUGCUUCGCCCUCUCCCGGCUGCCCUCCAGCAGCCCCCCGCCCCCCGCCCCCCGCCCCGGGCCGCGCAGGGGGCUGGGGAUCCGCUGGAUCCCUCGCCGGUGA
This is a messenger RNA of Dryobates pubescens (Downy woodpecker), 1188 nucleotides long. It is a transcript of the gene CD244, whose product is annotated as CD244 molecule. Bases 1 to 1188 code for a protein of 395 amino acids. Gene Ontology annotation, cellular component: external side of plasma membrane. Gene Ontology annotation, molecular function: MHC class I protein binding. The record is from RefSeq and is a predicted model, not a curated record. Gene Ontology annotation, biological process: natural killer cell activation involved in immune response. The transcript has 9 exons. NCBI's taxonomy places the organism in Eukaryota, Metazoa, Chordata, Aves, Piciformes, Picidae.